Stylonychia lemnae is the source of this 3210-nucleotide messenger RNA. The record is from the annotation of a GenBank genome assembly. Lineage: Eukaryota; Ciliophora; Spirotrichea; Sporadotrichida; Oxytrichidae.
AUGAAAUCAUAAAAAAGACAGUCUAUCAAGAGAUAAAUGACUAAUUAAGGAUCAAAUGAUCAAUCUAGUGAGGCAGAAGAAAUCACAGACAAAAAGCAGAAACCAUCAUACCCUGUGAUCCAAUGCAUGAUUGAUAACGUUAACACUCUCGAAGUACUGAAAACUAUGAAUCCGUAACAGAAUACCUUCAAUUUCGGGUCUAUCACUAUUACCAGUGCUUUCGACUCUGGCAAUCUUGCAAGAUGUGAAGAGGGUGAUGAAGUAAACAAUGUAAGAAAAAUACAAAAUUAAUUUAAACUGUAGUUUAAUAUGUGGAUUGCAACUGAUUCUUUGCCUUACUUUAAGAACUGUGGGUACAGAACUUGGUUCUAUUUUGGAGUAAAGGGAACAAUCAGAGAUCAGGUUCUAUCUUUCACCAUUAAAAAUAUGAAUCAUCAAUCAAAACUAUAUGCCUCUGGAUUAAGACCUGUAUAUAGAUUGGGAAUGCAAUCAAAAUGGAGGAGAUGCAAUGGAAAGUGCUCAUGGAUUAGUGCUCCUGAGGGAACUAGUGUGACUUUCGAGCACAGCUUUUCAGGAUAAGAAAGAGAUGACUAACUAUUGUAUAUUGCUUUUACAUAUCCCUUCUCUUACUCUGAAACUACAGAAUAUUUUGAUAAGAUUUAAGAUAAAAUCAGCAAGGACUUUAAAGAUUAAAUAUACAUCCAUAGAGAGUUACUCACCUACUCCUUAGAGGAUAGGAAUGUUGAACUUAUAACAAUAACUGGUUUGAAUGGAGUACAGACCCAGGAAAGAGAAGAAGGUAUCCCUACUCUAUGCAAUAAAGUGGAAGGAAAGAAAUGUAUUGUUCUCUCUGCAAGAGUACAUCCAGGUGAGGUGUAGUCAUCAUUCGUAUUGAAUGGAAUUAUAGAUUUCCUUGUUUCGAACACAGAGUAAUCGAAGAUUCUCUUAGAAAACUAUGUAUUUAAAGUUAUACCUCUGCUUAAUCCUGAUGGAGUUUACAGAGGAUAUUUUAGACUUGAUACUUACAAUCAUAAUCUGAACAGAUUUUACAUAGAUCCAGAUCCAAAACUCCAACCUACUAUAUAUGCUGCUAGAUAAGCUAUUCUAUAACAACACCAAUAUGGUAAUCUGCACAUCUAUUUGGAUUUACACGGACAUGCAGUUAAAAAGGGCUGUUUUAUUUUCGGUAACGCCUUAAAAGGUGAAGAAUAAGCUUAGAACAUGCUGUUUGCCAAAUUAAUUGCAUUAAACUGCCUUAACUUCGACUUUGCUGAAUGUUCAUUUGCUGAAAAACUCAUGUCUGUCAAAGACAGAGGGUGUGGUCUUUCAAGAGAGGGUAGUGGUAGAGUGGCUCUAUAUAAAGCUUGUGGACUUAUUAAUUGUUACACUCUAGAAUGUAACUUUUAGACUGGUAGAAGAAUCAAUCAUUUGACUCCGAAGAUAAAUGUAGCAACUGGAGAAAUCGAGCCUGAGUUGCCUAUUACUGAUGCAAACAAUAAGAUCUACAAAGAAAAUAAGACUCCUAGUUAUACCAUUGAAAUAUUUGAGGAUGUAGGCAGAGCAGUUUGUCUAGCAUUACUAGAUUUGAUAGAAAAAAAUCCUGUUACUCGGCUGCUAUCAAGUCAAUAUAAAACUGUGACUAACUUAAAUCAAUCAAAUACUAAUAUGAACACUGCUACCUCUGCCAAUAGCGGAACAAGUUCAUAAAACACAGCUGCCUCCCUUGUGAUAUAAUCCCAAUCAUAAGCAACUAGAAACAAUUCAAGUUCAAAUUCAGCCAUUAAUAGGUAACCUAUUGUCUAUGUAGAGAAGACUCCGAAGAAUCCCAAUACCUCAUUUAGCAGUCAUGCUUAGAAAUUUAUGGCCCUUACCUAGGAUAAGAAGAGUAGUUUCCUUUAAUCCUCAUAGAAGGGUCAGCUGAUUGGAAAGCCUCUAGAGGAAAUCAAAGAAUAGACCAAGCAAGAAUAGCAAUAGCAAUUCAAUCUAAGUAAUUAAAACAAAGGGGGAAAGAAUAAAGACAAGCAGACUCUAAAGCAGCUACUUCAAGACAAUGCUAAUACAAAUAGUGUGAAUUAAGAUGAAGCCAAAAAGAAGCCGAAGCAUAAAAAUCUUCGAAACGAUGUCUCAUCAGGAAAUAUCGAGCAUAACUAAUCUUCUAAGAAAAUAAAUAGAAUUGGACUUAACAGUAAUCAUAAUGGCGAAUUAUCAAGCAACACAAACACUAGUGGGCUAACCCAAGAGGACCCUUUUUUCUUAUAAUAAGAUAAUGAUUUUGAGAAUAAAACUUAUGGAGUUGUAAAGCAUAAAAUAAAGAGAGGGCUUAACAAGAAAAACAACUAGUUCUAGUAGAUGACCUCUUUGAAGAAUAAAAUAUAGGGUGGUAUGCUUACUUCUGAUUUGUAACAGUACGGCUCAGAGAAUUUUAGCUUUAUUGACGUCAGUUAAACCCCUUCAAUUCCGUUUGAUUAAAUAACGAAUCCGUUCCAGUAAGAAUUAAGACUAUGCAAUGUAGUAUAGCUUGAUCUUAAUCUUGCUUAGCCUAAUAGUCAACUCAGUUAGCAGACUACUAACCAAUAGACUAUAUAAAGCUUAUCAAAAAUUAAUUAGAUCAGUAUGGCCAAGAAUUCGGUUUAAAAUAGCAGUCAUCAUUUCUCAUCCUAGAAUUCAGUAUUUCUACCUCAAAAUAUAAUAGCCCCAAACUCUGCUCAAGCUCUUUACUAGUUGAGUCAGGGAGGCAAUAAGCUAGUACCAAAAUUACUUGAGAAGCAUAAUACUAGGAUGAAGAGCUAAGUUAGCUAGCCACAGUAAAAAUAGCAACUAAGCAACAUUUCAAAAAUAAAUGCAUCCACAUCCAACAAUAUAGGCUGCUUACUAACUUCAAACUAGAACUAAUAAGAUGACUAAAAAGAUAAUCAAUCCUUUAGCAAGGCAUUUCUUAACAGAAAGUCAUAGAAUGUUAACAUUACUUAAUAACAGGCAAUCUAAUCAUAAUAACUGCAGCAAUAAUCUAGGUUCAGUUCAAAUAACUCUAACAUUGCUCAAGACCAGAGUGUUAGAAAUCUUUAGAACUAGAUUUUUGGCUAGCAGCAAAUGAUAACAAAUGCUUAGGGCAAGAGAAUGAUGAGCAAUAAUCUUUGGAAUAAAAUCAAAUCAUCAUCAUUUAAUUACCAAGGGGGGAUUAUAGGAUCAGCAGCAGAAGCUGCAGAAUGA